Messenger RNA from Schistocerca gregaria, 1430 nucleotides. RefSeq lists its product as uncharacterized. NCBI's taxonomy places the organism in Eukaryota, Metazoa, Arthropoda, Insecta, Orthoptera, Acrididae. The transcript has 4 exons. The record is from RefSeq and is a predicted model, not a curated record. Gene Ontology annotation, molecular function: serine-type endopeptidase activity. Gene Ontology annotation, biological process: proteolysis. Bases 1 to 1101 code for a protein of 366 amino acids.
AUGCCCCCACUCCUACCACCACCACCACCACCACCACACCAACCACCAACACCACCAUCUGCAGAGGAGAUGGCGAAGCUCAAUUCAACGCCCCUGGAAGAGGCAGGUUCCGUGCUGGCAGUUGGGGUGGUUGGGGGCAUGACAUCCACAUCCACUGGCGUUGGUCCCGACGUGGUUUCUGGAGCUGUUGAAGUUUCCUCUGGUAUGCCUACAGAAUUAGGAUCACUUGGUCAUUUUGUGGAGCCUGAAUGCAUUAAUCCAUACAGUAGUGGCUGCAGGACGGGAAGAGAUAGCGGAGGGACUGCUUGGGCUCAGUUGACGUUCUACGGCGGCAGCCAGGAGGGCUGCGCAGGAGUCGACGCGAUGCUGGCGCCUCUAGUGGCAGUUCUGGCGCUCAUCGGCGCGGCGUCGACAUCAGCUCAGGUCCCGCACAUCGUGGGCGGCACCAACGUGUCGAUCCAACAGGUCCCGUGGCAGGUGUCGGUCGAGACAGGAGGCAUUCACCGCUGUGGUGGUUCCAUCGUCAGCAAGUCCUGGGUGCUCACCGCAGCCCACUGCAUCUAUGUGGUAGACAGUUAUCAGAUUCGAGCCGGCACCGCCGAUUUGAAACAAGGCCAACUAUACCCCGUCGUAAGGAAAACGAUACACGAGAGGUACAACGGGCUGGCGUACGACUGCGACGUGGCGGUCUUGAAAAUACGGGGAGAGUUUCAGCUGGGAGAGAAAGUCAAGAUAGUGCGUCUGGCGACUUCCCGUCCACAGGAGGGUGCCUCAGUGCUGGUGUCUGGGUGGGGGAUGACGUCGGAGGGGGGCAGCAUAUCGAACUUCCUGCUCGCCACCACUGUGAAGGUGGUCUCCGUAAACAAGUGCGUGAGGUGUUACCCCAGCGUGGGGCUGACGAAUACCAUGAUGUGCGCCGGGGUGCCCGCUGGCGGCAAGGACUCGUGCCAGGGCGACAGCGGCGGCCCCCUCGUCCACGGCAAGAAACUCGUCGGAGUCGUCUCCUUCGGCAAGGGCUGUGGGCGACCUGGCUAUCCCGGCGUCUAUGCGGACGUGGUUUCGCUACGCAAGUGGAUCACCCAAAAAGCUCGCAUCAAGUAACUGUGCAAUGCUGUCCACAUGGCAGUCGCUUUCCAGCACCAGGCGUACUUCCAUAUUACGAAUAUGGUCUUCAGUGUGUCCACUACAAACCUGUGGGUAGUUACGUGACUUGGAGUGGCAUCGAUGCUGAGACUGCUGUAGGCAAGCCACAAAAAGGUGGUUUAUACACAUAAAGCACGUGUGGCGUACGCUACGGGUUCCGUGCUGUCGACGCCUCGCAUUCGCAAUGCUCACUUUGCAGAGGAUGAUUGGCUGUAACCUGUAUCGAACCGAAAAUUGCUGUUGAGGAGUGCGUCCGCAAGAUUCUGUAGCACUGGAAAUAAAUGAAU